AUGGCGGCGGCGGCGGGCGCCCCUCCGCCGGGUCCGCCGCAGCCACCUCCGCCGCCGCCGCCUGAGGAGUCGUCGGACAGCGAGCCCGAGGCGGAGCCCGGCUCCCCGCAGAAGCUCAUCCGCAAGGUGUCCACGUCGGGCCAGAUCCGCCAGAAGACUGUCAUCAAGGAAGGGAUGCUGACCAAACAGAACAAUUCAUUCCAGCGAUCAAAAAGGAGAUACUUUAAGCUGCGGGGGCGAACGCUGUACUACGCAAAAACAGCAAAGUCGAUCAUAUUUGAUGAGGUGGAUCUGACAGAUGCCAGCGUGGCUGAAUCCAGCACCAAGAAUGUCAACAACAGUUUCACGGUCAUCACUCCAUGUAGGAAGCUCAUCUUGUGUGCCGAUAACAGGAAAGAAAUGGAAGAGUGGAUCGCAGCGCUGAAGACCGUCCAGAACAGGGAGCACUUUGAGCCUACCCAGUACAGCAUGGAUCAUUUCUCAGGGAUGCACAACUGGUACGCCUGCUCCCACGCGAGGCCGACCUACUGCAAUGUGUGCCGGGAGGCUCUGUCAGGGGUCACGUCACACGGGCUGUCCUGUGAAGUGUGCAAAUUUAAGGCCCACAAACGGUGUGCUGUGCGUGCAACCAACAACUGCAAGUGGACCACGCUGGCCUCCAUUGGGAAGGACAUCAUUGAAGACGAGGACGGGAUCGCCAUGCCGCACCAGUGGCUGGAAGGAAACCUGCCCGUGAGUGCCAAGUGCACGGUGUGCGACAAGACGUGUGGCAGCGUGCUGCGCCUCCAGGACUGGCGCUGCCUCUGGUGCAAGGCCAUGGUGCACACGUCAUGUAAAGAGUCCUUACAGACCAAGUGCCCGCUGGGCCUGUGCAAGGUGUCGGUCAUCCCGCCCACUGCGCUCAACAGCAUCGAUUCUGACGGCUUCUGGAAGGCCACGUGCCCUCCGUCCUGCACAAGCCCAUUGUUGGUCUUUGUCAAUUCCAAGAGUGGGGACAACCAGGGUGUGAAGUUCCUCAGAAGAUUCAAACAGCUGCUGAACCCCGCCCAAGUCUUUGACCUCAUGAACGGAGGACCACACCUCGGCUUACGCUUAUUCCAGAAGUUUGAUACAUUCCGGAUUCUGGUUUGUGGUGGGGAUGGCAGUGUUGGUUGGGUUCUCUCUGAAAUCGACAGCCUCAAUCUUCAUAAACAGUGUCAGCUGGGAGUGCUGCCCCUCGGCACAGGGAACGACCUGGCCCGAGUGUUAGGCUGGGGCUCAGCCUGUGACGAUGACACCCAGCUCCCGCAGAUCUUGGAAAAGCUGGAACGAGCCAGCACCAAGAUGCUCGACCGGUGGAGCGUCAUGGCUUACGAGACCAGACUCCCUCGGCAGGCCUCCUCUUCCACGGGCACUGAGGACUUCAGUGAGGGCUCUGAGGUGCAACAAAUUCUCUUCUAUGAAGAUUCAGUCGCGGCCCAUCUUUCUAAAAUCCUGACCUCCGACCAGCACUCGGUGGUGAUCUCAUCAGCCAAAGUGCUCUGCGAGACGGUGAAGGACUUCGUGGCUCGGGUGGGGAAGGCCUACGAGAAGACCACCGAGAGCUCGGAGGAGUCAGAGGUCAUGGCCAAGAAGUGCUCUGUCCUGAAAGAGAAGCUGGACUCUCUCCUCAAGACCCUGGAUGAUGAGUCCCAGGCUUCGUCCUCCCUGCCCACCCCGCCCCCCACCAUCGCCGAGGAGGCGGAAGAUGGAGACGGGGCGGGCAGCGGCUGCGGCUCCACGGGGGAGCGCUCGCUGGGGUCGGCGUGCCCCGGCCGGCCGCAGAUAUUCCGUCCACGGGAGCAACUCAUGCUCAGAGCCAACAGCCUGAAGAAAGCCAUCCGUCAGAUUAUAGAACACACAGAGAAAGCUGUUGACGAGCAGAACGCCCAGACCCAGGAACAGGAGGGGUUUGCCUUAGGUCUCUCUGAGUCGGAGGAGAAAAAAGACCUGAAGUCAGAUGACAGAGUGUGUCCCACCGAGAGCUACGGGGUUACCAAGGGCAGGAGCCUCCGCAAAGUGUCCAGAUCCCCAUGUGAGAAGCUGAUAAGCAAAGGAAGUUUGUCCCUGGGCAGUUCUGCCUCUCUUCCUCCCCAGUCAGGAAACCGGGAUGGCCUGCCAGCCCUGAACACCAAGAUCCUGUUCUCGAACGUUCGGGCUGGGAUGUCUGGUUCCUUGCCUGGAGGUUCUGUCAUCAGUCGCUUAUUAAUUAAUGCCGAUCCCUUUAACUCGGAACCAGAAAACCUAGAGUAUUACACAGAGAAGUGUGUCAUGAACAAUUACUUUGGCAUCGGCCUGGAUGCGAAGAUAUCCCUGGAUUUCAACAACAAGCGUGAUGAGCACCCAGAGAAGUGCAGGAGUCGGACCAAGAACAUGAUGUGGUACGGAGUUCUUGGAACCAAAGAGUUGCUGCACAGAACCUAUAAGAACCUGGAGCAGAAGGUCCUGUUGGAGUGUGAUGGGCGGCCCAUCCCGCUCCCCAGCCUCCAGGGGAUUGCUGUCCUCAACAUUCCCAGCUAUGCCGGAGGGACCAACUUCUGGGGGGGCACCAAGGAAGAUGAUACUUUUGCAGCUCCGUCAUUCGAUGAUAAGAUUCUGGAGGUGGUCGCUGUGUUUGGCAGCAUGCAGAUGGCUGUGUCUCGUGUCAUUAAGCUGCAGCAUCACCGAAUCGCCCAGUGUCGUACAGUGAAGAUUUCCAUCCUGGGGGAUGAGGGCGUACCUGUGCAGGUGGACGGAGAGGCCUGGAUCCAGCCUCCAGGAUACAUUCGGAUUAUCCACAAGAACCGGGCACAGACGCUCACCAGAGAUAGGGCAUUUGAGAACACGCUUAAGUCCUGGGAAGACAAGCAGAAGUGUGAACUUCCUCGCGCUCCAUCUUUCUCUCUGCACCCGGAGAUCCUGUCCGAGGAAGAGGCCACCCAGAUGGACCAGUUCGGGCAGGCGGCGGGAGCCCUCAUCCACAGUAUCCGGGAGAUAGCUCAGUCCCAUCAGGACAUGGAGCAGGAACUUGCCCAUGCCGUCAAUGCCAGCUCCAAGUCCAUGGACCGAGUGUACGGCAAGCCCAGAACCACAGAGGGGCUGAACUGCAGCUUUGUCCUGGAAAUGGUGAAUAACAUCAAAGCUCUGCGCAGUGAGACGGAACUGCUGCUGGCUGGGAAGGUGGCUCUGCAGCUGGAUCCCCCUCAGAAAGAGCGGCUUGGGGCUGCUCUCACAGAGAUGGACCAGCAACUGAGGAAGCUGGCGGACACCCCCUGGCUGUGCCAGCCCAUGGAGCCUGGUGAUGAAGAGAAUGUGAUGCUGGAGCUUUCUAAACGCAGCCGCAGUGGCAAAUUCCGCCUGGUGACGAAGUUUAAGAAAGAGAAAAACAGCAAGAACAGAGAAGCUCGCAGUAGCCUGGGAGCCCCGGUUCACCUCUGGGGGACAGAGGAGGUUGCUGCCUGGCUGGAGCACCUCAGUCUCUGUGAGUAUAAGGACAUCUUCACGCGACACGACAUCCGGGGCUCCGAGCUCCUGCACCUAGAGCGGAGGGACCUCAAGGACCUCGGCGUGACCAAGGUGGGCCACAUGAAGAGGAUCCUGUGUGGCAUCAAAGAGCUGAGCCGGAGCUCUCCUGCCACCGAGGCCUAGCCCUGGCCCUGUCGGCCUGCGUUCCCCGUGCCCCCCGCGACUGAGGCCAGGCACAGCGCCUGCCCCUUCUCAUGGUGCUACUCCCUUUGCUCCAGACAGGAAGCCUCGCAGACGCCCUUUCUGUGACUGCUCCGGGGUCUUGAACACACCAACACAGCUACCUUUGAAACGGCACCUUGUCCCGCCCGGCGUCGUGGGGGGCGGGCGGCCACCACCUCUCCGCUCUCGCUGACCUGCGCCCCGGGCUGGGCCUGACCUCCUGGGCCCCG
Messenger RNA from Odobenus rosmarus divergens (Pacific walrus), 3914 nucleotides. RefSeq names its product diacylglycerol kinase, delta 130kDa (gene DGKD). The transcript is spliced from 30 exons. The record is from RefSeq and is a predicted model, not a curated record. The coding region runs from base 1 to 3645 and encodes 1214 amino acids. NCBI's taxonomy places the organism in Eukaryota, Metazoa, Chordata, Mammalia, Carnivora, Odobenidae. Gene Ontology annotation, biological process: intracellular signal transduction; lipid phosphorylation; diacylglycerol metabolic process. Gene Ontology annotation, molecular function: ATP-dependent diacylglycerol kinase activity; protein heterodimerization activity; protein homodimerization activity.